AGUUGUAGCACAAACCCAAACACUUGCCGUAGUGCCUCGGAGAACUAAAAUGGAUUACCUGUAUACAACAGGAGCAGUCAUAGCUUCAUUGUUGAGUGUUGUUUUCUUAUACACUUUUAGAGGGAAGAGGAAGAAUGUCAAAGCUUCAAUGAAGACUCAAAAUGGGAAGCUUUUGAAGAGCUCUGGAAAUGGAAUGUGUUUGCCGGCAAAGAUGGGUGCAAGUCCUGACAUUGUCAUUGUUGGAGCUGGAGUUGUUGGUUCGGCACUUGCUUAUACUCUUGGGAAGGAUGGCCGCCAAGUGCAUGUGAUUGAAAGAGACUUGACUGAACCAGAUAGAAUUGUUGGUGAACUGCUACAACCUGGGGGAUAUCUGAGAUUGAUUGAGUUGGGCCUUGAAGAUUGUGUGAAUGAGAUUGAUGCUCAGAGAGUUUUUGGCUAUGCGCUUUACAAGGAUGGGAAAAGUUCCAAGCUGCCAUAUCCCUUGGAAAACUUCCAUCCAGAUGUGGCUGGCAGAAGCUUUCACCAUGGCCGUUUCAUUCAAAGGAUGCGUGAAAAAGCUGCAUCUCUUCCCAAUGUAAGAUUGGAACAAGGCACAGUGACAUCUCUGCUUGAAGAACAGGGUACUGUCAAAGGGGUCCAAUACAAAUCCAAAGGCAGUGAUCAGGAGCUCACCACACACGCUCCCCUCACAAUAGUCUGUGAUGGUUGCUAUUCAAACUUGCGACGCUCUCUCUGUGAUGCGAAGGUUGAUAUUCCUUCAUGUUUUGUUGGUUUAGUUCUUGAGAAUUGCCAGCUACCAUACGCAAAUCAUGGGCAUGUGAUAUUAGCAGAUCCUUCACCGAUACUGUUUUAUCCUAUCAGCAGCACCGAGAUUCGCUGCCUGGUUGAUGUACCAGGCCAGAAAGUGCCUUCAAUUUCCAGUGGUGAUAUGGCUCACUACUUGAAAACAAAAGUGGCACCCCAAGUUCCAAUUGAGCUGCAUGCCGCUUUCUUGGCUGCCAUUGAUAAUGGAAACAUAAAAUCAAUGCCGAACAGAAGCAUGCCUGCUGCUCCUCAUCCCACCCCUGGUGCCUUUCUAAUGGGGGAUGCAGUCAAUAUGCGCCAUCCUUUAACUGGAGGAGGCAUGACUGUGGCUCUAUCGGACAUUGUGGUUGUUAGGGAUCUUCUAAGACCUCUGGACAAUCUCAAUGAUGCAUCAGCUCUUUGCAAAUACCUCGAGUCAUUCUAUACUCUUCGUAAGCCUGUGUCUUCUACCAUAAACACAUUGGCAGGUGCUCUAUACAAGGUGUUCUGUGCAUCUCCUGAUCCAGCAAGGAAAGAAAUGAGGGAAGCAUGCUUUGACUACUUGAGUCUUGGUGGCAUGUUUUCCAAUGGACCUCUGGCUCUUCUCUCUGGUCUAAAUCCUCAUCCAUUGAGCUUGAUUCUCCACUUCUUUGCCGUGGCUAUCUACGCUGUUGGGCGGCUGUUACUUCCAUUCCCUUCACCCAAACGCAUGUGGAUUGGAGCUAGAUUGAUUUUGGGUGCAUCAGGGAUCAUUUUCCCGAUAAUCAGCACUGAAGGAGUAAGACCAAUGUUCUUCCCUGUAAUGGUUCCAUCCUAUCACAGAGCUCCUCCUGUUAAUUUAUAUGACUUUGAUAACAAGGCAAUCAGAUAAACAAGAAGAAAUAAUUUAGGGCAUGGAGCGGCUUUCAAAAAAAUUUUUUGAAAAGGGCUAGUGUGGCUGCCCUUAAACCUUGAUUAAUGAAAUUGCAGAAUACAAGGGAGAACGUAAAGCCUGAACCUCAUAUUACAAUAAGCAUAAAGAGAACAUAGAUUCUAAGGUAAGCUAGUUUGUAUGAAUAUAGAUUCUUCGAUGUAAAAAUUUCUGGUCUUAAUCCAUGCUUGAGUUUGAAAAGAAAAUCAUUGUACUGAAGAACCUGAAAUCGAAUGUAUUACUCACAUUGUGACAUUAAAGAGCUUGCACAGA
Messenger RNA from Rosa chinensis, 1966 nucleotides. Its product is annotated as squalene monooxygenase SE1. The coding region runs from base 50 to 1654 and encodes 534 amino acids. The record is from RefSeq and is a predicted model, not a curated record. Gene Ontology annotation, biological process: sterol biosynthetic process. Gene Ontology annotation, molecular function: flavin adenine dinucleotide binding; squalene monooxygenase activity. Gene Ontology annotation, cellular component: endoplasmic reticulum; membrane. The transcript is spliced from 8 exons. Lineage: Eukaryota; Viridiplantae; Streptophyta; Magnoliopsida; Rosales; Rosaceae.